AUGGGAUUUUUCAUGUCGACGAAGAUCGGAGGGAUUCUUACGUUAGCCUUGGUAUUCUUGUCCCUGGUGGUGUCAGGAGAUGCAGAUGUGAACUGUGAGAACAUGUAUAAGGACUUUUCUGAUUGUGUCCUGGUGCUGGGAAAGAGCAUGGACAACUAUCAGGAGAACGUGACCAGCGAGAGGGGAGUGGCAGCCGUGUGCAGCCACUGGGAAGCUUUCCACACAUGUGCCCUCACAGCGCUGUCCGACUGUCAAGAGGAAGUCAGCUCCAUCUGGGAGACUCUGAGGCAUGACGCCACGAAGAUGCACUUCCAGGGAAGUCUGUUCGACCUGUGCAGCCCCAGCUCCUCGCCACGCAAAAGUUCAUCUCUUGCUGCCCUUACCCUGCCCCUGAUAGGUGUGUUGAUCAUGACUGGGCCCAACUGGUUCCCCUUAUAA
Cyclopterus lumpus (lumpfish) is the source of this 438-nucleotide messenger RNA. Its product is annotated as neuritin-like. Bases 1 to 438 code for a protein of 145 amino acids. The record is from RefSeq and is a predicted model, not a curated record. Lineage: Eukaryota; Metazoa; Chordata; Actinopteri; Perciformes; Cyclopteridae. Gene Ontology annotation, biological process: nervous system development; neuron projection extension. Gene Ontology annotation, cellular component: plasma membrane. The transcript is spliced from 3 exons.